Molecule: messenger RNA, 755 nt
Organism: Aedes albopictus (Asian tiger mosquito)
Lineage: Eukaryota; Metazoa; Arthropoda; Insecta; Diptera; Culicidae
Product: ribonuclease kappa
Exons: 3
Coding region: 165-452 (95 amino acids)
Biological process (GO): nucleic acid metabolic process
Molecular function (GO): RNA endonuclease activity
Source: RefSeq, a predicted model, not a curated record
CUCAAAGUUUUGACGUUUUCUUCGCAAUCUUCAGCCCAGGCAGUCGACGUCGGAGUCUUGUGAUCAGUUUUUGGGAAAAUUUGUGGAAAUUUGCUGAUUUUCGCAAAAACUUUGCAGCGUUUUCCGUUUCCUAAGCAGCAGAAGUAACGCUCCGAUUUGCCAAGAUGCCAAUCUGCGGACCAAAACUGUCGCUCUGCGGCCUGAUUGUCUCUGUUUGGGGAAUCAUCCAGCUGCUCCUGAUGGGUGUCUUCUACUAUAUUCACAGUGUGGCUCUGAUUGAAGACCUUCCGCUGGAGGAACAUUACGACACUCCGCAGGAAUUCUACGCUGCAGCCGAUGUGGCUUAUAGUCAGAACGCCUACAACUGCUGGAUCGCUGCCUGCAUCUACGUCCUGACUCUGGUGGUUUCCGGCCAGCAAUUCUACGCCAACAGUCGCACCACCGUCGCCUAAAUCUGUGGCGUUGCCUCACCUUCUUUUGUUUGUGUAAUCCAUAAGUGUAAAUAUUUCUUCCAACAAAUGUUUGGACUUAACCAUCUCUCAACAAAUACCGUCAACCAGAAAAAGUGCGGAUAAAAGUCACAUUCCUUUGAUUUGGACAUCAUUUUGAGACACUUUCUGUAAAAAUGCUUUCGUUAUAUAAACAAUUUCAAUAUCGUUUCCCCGUUUUAAAGCAUUAAUGUAACCACCUACCGGAGACAUCAACAUGUAGAUCAAGUAUUAGAGAAUAAAUAUGUUCGGUUAACAACAACUAAA